Messenger RNA from Dreissena polymorpha, 3758 nucleotides. RefSeq lists its product as uncharacterized. Gene Ontology annotation, molecular function: protein binding; ubiquitin protein ligase activity; translation repressor activity. The coding region runs from base 705 to 1898 and encodes 397 amino acids. The transcript is spliced from 3 exons. The record is from RefSeq and is a predicted model, not a curated record. NCBI's taxonomy places the organism in Eukaryota, Metazoa, Mollusca, Bivalvia, Myida, Dreissenidae. Gene Ontology annotation, biological process: negative regulation of translation; proteasome-mediated ubiquitin-dependent protein catabolic process; protein polyubiquitination.
UAUAAAUGUGGGUGUAAGCAGCAAAUAUAAUUAAGCAAUUUCAAGGUUGCAGUUUAGUACUUGGGUUACUAGACUUACUAAAAGCGUUGAUUGUUUUCAUAAAUACUCAUGCUAUUCACAAGGAAGGGAUUAGAACUAUAGUGAAUACAUAGCUUGUAAAAAGAAAAACAGUUCACAAUAUCUAUUUCAAAAUGGCAACUUCUGACAGUUCAGUUCAUAAAAGUUCAGAUUUAGUGAAGGACUAUGUUUGUGGCCCUUGCGAAAGUAAAACUUUUGAAGAAAGUGCUGAUUAUUUUUGUACAACGUGUAUGAAGUUUUUCUGCAGAAAAUGCAUUAAUCUACAUGAUCAGUUAUAUGCAAAUCAUUCCAAACAUGGGAGAGAAGAAACAAAUAAAUGGCCUCUGACAAAGGCAGUGGAGGAUUUACUACUGAAAUGUGAUGUCCACAAGAAUGAAGGACUGAAAAUGUUUUGCCAGGACCACAGUCAGCUUUGUUGCUCUGAUUGUGCUUUUCUGAAUCACAGACAGUGUGCCAGUGUUUCUCUAAUUUGUGACUUGGUCAAAAAGAUGUCCUUGGAUAUGCAACAGUUGAAAAUCAACCUUCGAACUAUUUUAGAUGAACUAAAUAAGUUUAAGAGUAUACAAGAGGCAAGCAUUCAGUCUGUGGAUGUUUCAUAGAGUGAAAAACUUAACGAAAUCAGAGACAUGCGCAAGAAAUUAAAUGCUGCUUUGGAUGAACUAGAAAAAACAACUUUGAAAGAACUGGACGAAAUAAGGACCACAUUGCAAACUGCUCUCAAGGAAGAUGUUGAAAACUGCAGCAGACUAAAGGAUGAACUAAAACAACUCAGUAAUGCUGUAAAUGUGCUUUGUGAUAAGAGCAACAAAGAAAUUGAGUUCAUAGCUAGCAGAAAAUGUCUUGAGAAAAUAAAAGAGUCUGAGUCAUAUCUGAAGAAAAAAUCUGUGAAGGUGCAGAGUUCAAUAAUAUUCACAGCAAACAGUAACAUCGAUAAAUACCUGUCUCAACAGUCUAGUCUAGGAAGGAUUGUAGACAGUAUGCAGUCUCUCAAGAUGAGUCCAGACCAAGUGAUGACAGUGAGGAGGAAAUCUGAGUUCAUUAUUAGAAUAUCAAGUGACACAAGUUACUUAUGCAAUAUCACUGGCAUUUGCUGCCUUCCUAAUGGUCAGGUCAUUGUCGUAGAUUUCAAUAAUAAGAAAGUGAAGUUGUUGGACCGGCAUUACAAUGUGUCCAGUCAUUGUGAUGUGCCUGGUAAUCCAUGGGACAUUUGCCAAAUCACAUCCAGUGAGGUUGCUGUAACUUAUGAUAAAAAUGUACAGUUUAUCUCUGUGCGCAAUUGGAAGCUGAAGAAGGGAAGGAAGUUUCUGUUACCACAUGAUGCUUUUGGCAUUGCCUACCAUGAAGGAGCAUUGUAUGUCACCUCAAGCAUUGUCCUGUACCAAUACGCCCUGUCUGGAUCACUUGUUAAAAAGAUUUACGAGGAUGCAAGUAGCUAUUGUUCAGUGUGGAAAUGUGCAGUGAGUCCUGCUGGGGACAGGAUCUAUGUGCUCAACAACACGCAGCACAAGGUCAUCACUCUGGCUAUAGAUGGCACCCUGAUAUCCACCUUUGUCCCUGCAUUACUAUCUCCAUUUGAUGUACCUGAAUUACAAUCUCCAUAUGGUGUUCAUGUCACAUCAUCAGGACACGUCCUUGUUUGUGGAUUCGGCUCCAAAAAUGUCAUACAGUUGGAUACUGAAGGAAGAAAGAAACUAGCAACACUGGUAUCACUGACAGAUACAAUGUGCGGCCCAAUGUCUGUCUGCUACAACAUGAACACUCACCAGAUCAUUGUUGGACUCGAUAAAAACAAUCAAAUCAAUGUUAUGGAAUUGCAAUAGCUAUUUCAGUGGGGAAAUUGUUUUAUUAUAAACGCGGUUAAACAUGUUAUUUCUUUUUUUUUCGGCACAUUAAAUCAUGGAAGUGUAUCUUUACUAACAAUUAAUUUAAGUUCAAUUUAAAAAUGAGUUGAUUUAAUUGUUUAAAGAAUGUAGAAAACAAUGAUGUAUGACAAAUAUAUAUAUACUAUUGAUGCUGAUAAGUUUCUUUAAGUUCCUUUGUAUUGCUUAGGCCAACAAUACAAAUAUCUUUGUUCGCCUAUGCCUACCACACCUACUAUGAAAUUGUCCCAUCUGAAAAAAGGUUUAGGGUAAACUUAAAUCGCUUUUUAAGAAUAAACUUUAAUUUAUUACAUGUAUUUAUUAAACAAAACAUCAAGAAGACCAAAAGCCCAAGUGGACAAAGUAAGCAUACACUGUUUACAAUUAAAAUAGAUUAUGAUUAUACAAAGUAACAAUACGUUUCAGUACAACAAUACAUACAUGUGUCAUUAAAUAUUAGACUAUUAUAUUUAUAACUGUUGAUAGUAUAUAUGUAAUUAAAUAAUGUCAAAUUGUAAUGGAGCUAAUUAAUUACAACAAUAUAUCGAAAUAUACUGUACUGUACAUAUAUUAGGUCUUCAUAUGACAGUUCUUAUAAUAAUAAUACCCUGUAGUAACACAAAGUAACCACAAUGGGUUCAUGAGGCCCAUGCGUAUGAUACUAGUAUUUAAAUAGCAGUAUAACCAUGUUUGAGAGUAAUAGAACAUUCUUGAGACUUAUAGAAAAGUAGAAUUGUUUGUCGUAUAUUAAGCCAUCUUACAGUUAGCUGUACUAAAAUACAUGUUAAUUAAGGCUCAUGAAUUUAACAUUAGCAUGAGCAUUAAUCUUUGUUUUCAUCCUACAUGAAACGAUAAUACAGGCAUCCUAAAGGCUCUGAUCACAUAACAAUAUUUUAUGAAACUGUUUUUUGUCUGUAGCGCAAUAAACACGCAAAACAAAAAUAUAUUGAAAUGAUGACGUGUGAUUCUAAUUUACAAUCGUUUCAUAAAGACCACGUCUUAAGACCAAAGAGGGUCUAAAUGUCAUUAAUAGGCUAUAUAAAAUAUGAAAUAAUAACAUAGACACUCUAAAGGCUCUCGUCACAUAACACUAUUUAAUUUAACUGAUUUUGUCUGUAGCGAAACAAACACAAAAAAGAUAAUCUAUUGAAAUGACGACGUUUGAUAUUACUGAACAAUCAGUUCAAAGACCACUUCUUUAAUCAAAGCUGUCCAAAUGUCAUGUAAUAUGCUGUAUACAAAUAUAGCAGUUAUGAGAACAGUGGUUAUAUCUGACAUAACAGCUGUAUUUCAGUGCCUGAAAAUUCUUAGAAUACAGCCAUAGUCUUGUAGAAGAAAUUUAGAAACUGACAAGAUACUGUAAUAUUGCUUUAAUAGAAAAGAUAAACAUUGGUAAUUUAUUAAUGAAGUUCAAAUAUAGUUUUGAGAGUAAAUUAGCAAAGACUGUUUAACACCUACACAUGUUAAACACGGAAUCUCCUAUACAUAAAAAAACUUGCGUACAUCUACACAUGUACCCAUAACCUGCAACCCUGGGUAGGCAAAUAGAAAACACACUUUUGUUUAAGAUUAGCCUUAGGUGUUGUUUUGUACUUAACAAAUGGUUGUAACGAGACAAAUGUUAUAAUCAAUAUAUAGUAAUACAUGUGGCGGAAUUAUGUUUAAUAUGUAUUUUGAUGUAUUAAUAUUUGUUUUAUUUGAAUAGUCUCUGUUUGUCCUUGUUUAAAAUUAAACUAAUGUUAUUUUAAUGUGUACUUUUCAUUUGGAUGUCGUUGAUGGUGUAUUAGAGUCCUUAUACUACAACAUUUUGUUUGAAAAGAA